AUGAGUCUGAACAUCAGGAUCCCAGUGCUGGCAGGGACCAUUUCUAAACCUACACUCAGGGCAGUGCCAAGUAAUGUGGUAGCCACUGGGAACCAGGUGGCAUUCUUCUGUGGAGCACCCGUGGUAGCCAAGGAAUAUCGUCCCUAUAAAGAAGGAAGUCAAGAUUACCUGACACCAACAACCAUUCUCAAAACUGAGAACAAGGCCAUAUUUUCUAUCUCAUCUUUUCAAUGGUACAAUUCAGGGCAAUAUUGGUGUGGAUAUACAAGCUCCCAUGGCCCAUCUGAACACAGUGACACCCUGGAGCUGGUGGUGACAGGACAUUUCCUCUAUUACCACAGCAACAUCAGUUUGUCAGCCACGCCCAGCCCUGUGGUAACUUCAGGAGGGAAUGUGACCCUUCAAUGGACACUGAAAAACCACAACUUACAGGCAGAGCCACGUUUUGAGAUUGCUUCAGGGAAAGCUGUGACAAUCUUGUGUGAGGGGACCAAGAACACCCAACUAUAUUUCCUCUACAAAGAAGGAAGCCCAGCACCUUUGGAUAGUCAAACUCCACAAGGUCCCAGUAAAAAGGCCAUAUUCUCCAUAGCAUCCAUGGAAAGACGUCAUGCAGGGAAAUAUAGGUGUUACUCUUAUGGAUCUUUGGGGUGGUCAAAGCAUAGUGACCCACUAGACCUGGUGGUGACAGGAAUUUACUCCAGCAAACUCACCCUGUCAGCCCUACCCAGUCCUGUGGUGACCCCAGCAUGGAAUGGCGCUCUUCAGUGUGGGUCACAACAGGCAUAUGACAGAUUCAUUCUAAUGAAGGAUGAUCAGAUUUUCUCCAGUGCUGUGUCCUUAAAGAACACACAUCGUGGGCUCUCAGGAGCCCAUUUCAGAGUGGGUCCCGUGACCCCUAACCAGAGGUGGAGGUUCACAUGCUAUGCAUAUUACCUGAAUAACUCCCAGGUGUGGUCAGUGAGCAGUGUUUACUCCAGGAAAGUCACACUGUCAACCCUUGCCAGUCAUUUGGUGACCUCAGGACAGAAUGCCACUCUUCAGUGUGUGUCACAACAGGCAUAUAACGGAUUCAUUCUACUGAAGGAAGAUCAGAUGUUCUCAAGUGCUGUGUCCUCACCGAACAUAAACCAUGGGCUCUCAGGAGCUCAUUUCAAAGUGGGUCCUGUGACCCCUAACCAGAGGUGGAGGUUCACAUGCUAUGGAUAUUACCUGAAUAACCACCAGGUGUGGUCAGUGAGCAGUAAUGACAUACAGCUCCUGGUCUCAGGUGUCCAUGAUGACAAACCUACUCUGUCAGCUUUGCCCAGCCCUGUGGUGACCUCAGGUGGGAAUGUGACCCUUCAGUGUAUUUCUUCCAAAGGAUACGAUGGGUUCACUUUGACUGGGGCAGAUCUGAAGUUCUCCAGGUCCCAAAAGUCACAGUUCACAAACAAAACAAAAUUCCAGGCUCUGUUUUCUGAGAUCUCUGUGACAUACAGCAAGAAUGGGCCCUUCAGAUGUUAUGGAUACUAUACAAAUACCUCAUAUGUGUGGUCAGAGGCCAGCAACCCUCUGGAGAUCCAUGUCUCUGGUGAGGAAGUGUCCGCUUACACUCAGCUGUUUGGCAUCUGA
This is a messenger RNA of Cricetulus griseus (Chinese hamster), 1614 nucleotides long. The record is from RefSeq and is a predicted model, not a curated record. NCBI's taxonomy places the organism in Eukaryota, Metazoa, Chordata, Mammalia, Rodentia, Cricetidae.